AUGGCAGAACUCAAUCCCACAGGUCCCUCUCAGCCCUCCUUGAACGAAGCCUACAAACACCCAGACAACCCAGCACAAGGCUCAAACGAACAUGCUGCUUCCGAAUCCGCAGGUGCCUCCACACAACGCUCAGCACCAACCUACACUACACGAGAGGCAGGCGACGUACCAGAUCCACAGCAAGAGGACGCAACGCCCAGCUCGCUAGGAUACGGUGUACAAGAUGCUAGUCAAGACAAGGGAGACAGCAUCCCGGCCGGCAUCAGCUCCCUCGACGCCGAGCAGAUGCGUGCGCCCGGCGAAGGCGACAUCGCGUCCGCCCAGGACAAGAAACAUGGCUUCGGUGAACAAACUUCUCUCACGAGCGGGCUGGACAGGAAGAAAGCUGAACAAGAGGAUAUCAAGUCAAGACGAGGUGGAGACGAAGGGGGCGGACCAGGCGGAGGUCAAGGGGGAGGCGACGGCGUCGAUAUUGCUGGCGCGCUGGGUGAAGAUCGGGUAGUAGGUGCAGAGAGCAAUGGCGGCGCUGGGAUUGGAGGAGGUGGACAGGGGGAUCACACGCAUGUGUAG
Molecule: messenger RNA, 570 nt
Organism: Bacidia gigantensis
Lineage: Eukaryota; Fungi; Ascomycota; Lecanoromycetes; Lecanorales; Ramalinaceae
Exons: 2
Coding region: 1-570 (189 amino acids)
Source: RefSeq, a predicted model, not a curated record